AUGUUGCGUUACUCUUCUCCAAUGAAUCCUCAUGCUGCGGCAUGCCCUCCCAUGGAGCACUCCUACUCGACCAGCAGUGAGGAGUCCAUGCAGUCUCCGAUGGGAUACUAUGAUGUGUACAGCAUGGCGAGCAAUGAUUUUGAGCUCUACCACGCCCAGUCCAACGCAUCCUCGUAUUCUUCCUCCUAUCCAUCUUCCAACUAUUCCUACUCCUCCUCAUUCGGCUCCUCCUACGACUCGGGCUCUUUCGAGGCGUCUUCCUACGACUCUGCCUCCUACGACUUUACCACGCCUCCGCCCGUCUACUGCCCACCGGAUCUCAAUCCACAGUUCGCCCCACAGUACUUUUCCUCCCCCGUUCCGGGCACCUGGCCCACUCCCCCUGCGCAGGUCGCCCCUGUGGAGGAUUUCCCCUACCCUCCACUGGAGACCCACUUCACGCCGUGCGAGACAGCUAAACCGGCGAAGCCCUACGUCUGUGAGUGCGGCCGGGCGUUCACUCGACCGGCGGACCUGAAGCGGCACGAGUCCAGCGUCCACAACCCUGUCUUCCAGGACUGCCCGGUGCAGGGAUGCAUCCGCAAGGACAGCAAUGGUUUCCCGCGUCGAGACCACUUGAUUGAGCAUCUGCGGUCGUACCACCAUCUCAACGUGCCGAAGCGCCGUGCGGCUACUAAGCGGGUGGCAAAGGCGGCUUAA
Aspergillus bombycis is the source of this 699-nucleotide messenger RNA. RefSeq names its product C2H2 finger domain protein. Lineage: Eukaryota; Fungi; Ascomycota; Eurotiomycetes; Eurotiales; Aspergillaceae. The record is from RefSeq and is a predicted model, not a curated record. The transcript is spliced from 3 exons. Bases 1 to 699 code for a protein of 232 amino acids.